Molecule: messenger RNA, 1818 nt
Organism: Pseudophryne corroboree (corroboree frog)
Lineage: Eukaryota; Metazoa; Chordata; Amphibia; Anura; Myobatrachidae
Gene: CFAP157
Product: cilia and flagella associated protein 157
Exons: 9
Coding region: 163-1746 (527 amino acids)
Biological process (GO): sperm axoneme assembly
Cellular component (GO): cilium; ciliary basal body
Molecular function (GO): microtubule binding
Source: RefSeq, a predicted model, not a curated record
GACAGAACAGGGUGUGGGGCCGCCCACUACUAGGAUCACGCCCGGCUCGCCCCGUACUGCCGCCUAGCGGGUGACAGCGGUGCCGCGUACUCUCCGUUGCUUAGUAACGGGACGCCUGGCAACAUUAGUCUGAGGCCCCGGCACGGCACCGGGGAUCACAAGAUGCCGCCCAAGAAGAAGAAGGGGAAGGGCAGCGCCGCCGCCAGGAAGGAGGGGAAACCGGGACAACAGGCGGUAGCGGAGCCCGUGUCCCAGGACAGUAAAGAGUUCUACCUGCUGCAGAUCCGGGACCUGGAGGGCCAGGUGGAGAGAUAUCAAAGAAAAUGGGAUGAAGUUUCUGCUAGGGAGAACCUGCUCAUCUCGCAGUAUACCCAGGUCUCCAGUGACAAAAAUGAGAUUGUGUCAUUUCUCAAGCGCACACUGGACCAGCGCACGGAUGAAAUACUGGACCUCAAAGACCAGCUGGCUGGCCUUCAGCAGGCCAAGGACGAUGAGAGAGACGCCUACGUAGCACAACUGUCUCAACUGCGACACGAGUUCCAGAAGACUAAGGACCAUCUUACUUCAGAGAACAUGAUGUUAGCGGGUAAGUUGGCCUCCUUGGAAGAGUUCAGGGAACAGAAAGAAGAACUGAUGGACAAGUUUGCUGCGCUCGAGGAGAAGUUAAGGAAACAAGAAGAAGAGCACAAAGAUACGAUGUACAAGCUGGAUAAGAAGGCUGUGCUGGACAAGGACAGGUUAAAGAAGGAAAUGGUGCAGCGGGUCAAUUCUGUGGCAGAUGAGUUUCGUAGAGUGUCUAACAGCCAGAUGGCUGAGACCACUAAGCGCACCAUCCGCGAGAACGUCUCUAUUGGUUCUCAGCUCACUAAGAUGUCCAAUAGGAGCUUGGAGCUGAUGCAGGAGAACGACCACUUGAAAGAACAGGAAUGUGAGCUGAGGAAACAACUGGAGAUGCUGGAGGAGAACGAGAAAGAGUUAGUGAAGAACAAUCUGAGCAACAAAAAGGUGAUCCGUAUGUUGACAGAGAAAUGUCAAAAACAGGAGGAGAUGUUGGACCUGGCUGCACAGAGGGAGCAUGAACUGAAUCAAUUACACAUGGAGUAUCUGUCCCUUCAAGAGGAGGCACAAGCGCUGAGACAGCGGAUGUCAUCUCUGGAAGAGGAGGUUCACAGAUUGGGGGAAGAGAAGGACAAGGCGAAUGGCCAGCUAGAAGAUGAGAAGAACAACAGGGAAACUGUGGAGAUGGUCUUGAGUCAGGCGGCUUUUGUGCUGAAGGACAUACUCAUGGAGGAGCCAAAUGAUAAGCUGGAGGACACAGAAGUUCUAAAACUAGCAAGACGCAAUCAGACGCUGCAGAAGCUCCUGUUGCUAUUAAACAGCGCAGCCACACUGGGCCUGGGGCCUUCAUUAAAUGAUUUCCAGAGCAGAGGGGCUCAGAAUGUGGAGAAUGACAUGUCACCUAAGAGCUACAGGCAGAUGGUGUCUCCUGCCUUGAAGGGCCCUGGAGUUAUUCCUCACUAUCGAAUGGGAGAUCUGGGACUAGUGCCCAGACAAGACGUCUCUAAUGUUCUGCUCAGCAAAGUAGGAAAGCAGUCUAGAAACACAAGGCUUGGUCCAAUCCAAGCUAAACCUGCUAUAGAAAAGGACCUGCAUAUGCCAAGACAGGAGGAAAAAGACAGAGACCAAAGCACAUUACCAAGAAUCCUAUCAAUACCAGCCAGCAAGACUCUUCUUAUGGCUAAAUAAUGACUAGCUUGCAUAUUAUAUACACACACACUAUACAAUAAAGGAGUAGCUAAAAGGUGUAAAACUAAAUAA